AUGAGGGGUCCCUGCGAGAAGUCUGGGGAGAGUGAAGAGCAGGAGAAAGAGGUGGCAGCGGAGGCUCCAGCAGCUGUGCGCUCUGCAGGGGUCCCGGAGGCUGAGGAUUCAGACACAGAUUCGGACUCUAACCUGGAGACAGAAGGCACCCAAGAGCUCAGAGAACCGGUCAAGGAUACCCUCUACCUGAGGUCUUGCCAGGCCCAUGGUGUUGUGCCUGUUUCCCGCUUUCUGCGCCAAGGGAGAGCCCCAGAGCUGAACCUGCGGCACCGUGGCCUGGGGCCCCAGGGGGCCCGGGCUCUGGCUCCUGCGCUAUCCCUCAAUCCCUACGUCAAGCGGCUGGACCUUCGGGACAACGAGCUCUGUGGGGCCGGCGCAAAGGCCCUGGCGCGGGCUCUGAGCAAAAGCAGCAGCAUCUGUGAUGUGGACCUGUCAGAGAACCAGCUGGGAGCGGUGGGAGCCCAGGCCGUCUGCGCUGCCCUCGUGGCAAACCCUGCCAUACAGAAGGUACAGCUGGCAGGGAACAGCCUGGAGGAGCAGGCAGCCCGGUACCUUGCUGAACUCCUGCUGGCCCACACGGGCCUGAAGUCCCUGGACCUGAGCUAUAACCAGCUAAAUGACCAAGCAGGAGAGACGCUUGGACCAGCCCUGGCAGAAAACACAGGACUCACUGAGCUUAACAUAAGCUGGAAUCAUCUUCGAGGCCCAGGAGCGGUCUCCUUUGCCAGAGGACUGGGGGCGAACAUCUUCCUGAGAGUCCUGGACAUCUCAUUCAAUGGCUUUGGAGACCCAGGAGCCUCUGCAGUGGGUGAGGCACUUCGGACCAACAAUGUGUUGGAGGAACUCAACAUGAGCAACAACCGCAUCUCUGCGGUGGGAGCCCGGAGCCUGGGCCGGGGCCUCCGGGUCAACAAGACACUGAGGAUUCUUGCUAUGUCCAGGAAUCCCAUGCGAAGUGAAGGCUGCUUGGGUGUCCUCAAGUCUGUCCGGGAUAAUCCAGUGUCUGCCCUGGAACUGCUGGAUUUCUCUGAUAUCCAGGUGAACAGAGAGUUUGAUGAUCUCGCUAGCUCAGUGAAGGUAACUCUUCCAGGGCUUUGCAUAAAGACUGAUGUCGGCAGAGUGGAAUACAAAAAAGAGUUACUGGGGGUCUUGAGACCAUCCCUACCAGCGUCUGUCCCUAAAUGA
This is a messenger RNA of Pipistrellus nathusii (Nathusius's pipistrelle), 1185 nucleotides long. The record is from the annotation of a GenBank genome assembly. Lineage: Eukaryota; Metazoa; Chordata; Mammalia; Chiroptera; Vespertilionidae.